Messenger RNA from Thlaspi arvense, 909 nucleotides. The record is from the annotation of a GenBank genome assembly. NCBI's taxonomy places the organism in Eukaryota, Viridiplantae, Streptophyta, Magnoliopsida, Brassicales, Brassicaceae.
AUGGACGGAGACGGGUCUGAUUGGGGCGGAUUGCCUCCGGAGAUACUCACAAACAUCAUCUCAAGGCUCACGAUUCAGGAGCGAUGGAAGGGACCGAUGUUCGUCCGAAAAUUGUGGCUAACCGUUUGCAGAGAUCCGUAUCUCUGGUCUAGUUUCGAUCUGGAGCAAUGGUUCGAGUCAAAUCCCGAGUCGACUCAGUGGUGGUCCACUGAUUUCGAGCGGAAAAUAGACUCAAUGCUCCGAUCAGUCGUCGAUUGGAGCGACGGAGGUCUCACCGAGAUCCGCGUCCGCCAUUGCAGCGACCACGGUCUCUCUUACGCUGCCGAGAGAUGCCCAAAUCUCAAGGUUCUCGCCGUUAGAAGCAGUCGUAACGUGACAGACGCAUCUAUGACGAAGAUAGCGUUUCGGUGCAGGAGUCUAAAGGAGCUCGAUAUCAGUUACUGUCACGAGAUAUCUCACGACGCGCUCGUGAUGAUAGGUAGGAACUGUCCCAAUCUCACGACACUGAAACGCAACCUUAUGGAUUGGUCAGAUUCUUCUCGGCACAUCAGCUCUGUUCCUACAGAGUACUUAGACGAUUCUCCUCAAGACGGAGACACAGAAGCUGACGCGAUCGGAAAACACAUGAUCAAUCUAGAGCGUUUGGAGAUUCAGUUCUCUAGAUUAUCUGCCAGGGGACUCGCUUCUAUAUGCGAGGGUUGUCAGAAGCUGGAGCACUUGGACUUGUUCGGGUGUGUGCAUUUGUCAGGCCGUGACAUUGCAAACAAUGUGUCAAGGCUGAAGCGGAUCAAGGAGGUGAAGAAGCCAGAUGUGUAUGUGCCAAGGUCAGGGGAUGUGGCUCAAACUGAGAGAUACGGACAUUGGAGACUCUAUGACGAGAGAUUUGAUAUACAAGCCAUGAGGAUCUGA